CUUGACAAUGCUCAGGGGAAAAUCAGCCGGGGGGGGAUACGAAGAUUAUAUCAAGUGGAUUUGACAAGUAACUCAGCCCAUGAGAAUGACUCUGUGGUAUCAUAAUAAUGGAUACCCGUCGAGUUUAAGAGCAACAACGGAUUUUGGGAACCCGGCUUGAGUACCGCUAUCAUCUGAAGUUGGAUAUCGUAAUCACCGCAAUGACUGAGUCCUCCAAACCGCCUUUAGGGAGGAGAAUGAAGGCACGUGCCCCACCUCCACCGCAGGCCCCACAACCUGCUCCACGCCACAUCUUCAGAAACACUGUACCUGAUGGAGGAGGGACACCAGGCAUGGACGCCAAGGAGAACAUGCUUAGGCCCACUGUGGACUUGAAGCUUACUCUACCACAGGGAUACCAGACAUCUGUCACUGAGGAUGGCAGUAAGGCGCUGAUGGACCUGCUGGUUGAGCUGUGUAGCCGCUACCACCUGAACCCUGCACUGCACACCCUGGAGCUGUUGUCGCCUGAGGGCUACCCUCUGGGGUUCAAGCCCAACGCUCUGCUGGGCUCCCUCAACGUGGCCUGUGUCCUCAUCAAAGAGAAAGUCUGGGAGGAGAAAGUGGUGCGCAGACCAGCACCUAAAGUGCCAGAGAAAACAGUGCGUUUGAUGGUGAACUACCACGGUAGCCAGAAGGCAGUGGUACGGGUCAACCCAUUGGUACCACUCCAGGCUCUGACACCGGUCAUCUGUGACAAGUGUGAGUUUGACCCUGCACAUGUCCUGCUCCUGAAGGACAGCAUCAGUCGCCACGAGUUACCACUGGACAAAUCUCUAACAGAGCUGGGGAUCAAGGAGCUCUACGUACACGAUCAGAGUCUAGUUCUCCAGCCUAAAAUGGCUUCUGCCCCUGUUCUUAACUACUCAGACUCCAUUUGCUCCAGUACCACCAGUUUAGCCAGAGCAGAGAAAAAAGGCCUCCUGGGUAUCUUCCAGUUCAGCAGGAGGAAAUCCAAGACAGAGGCAACAUCUGUGGACAUGGAUGACUGUGAUGCUAAAGUAAUCCAAAAUACUGACACACAAUCCAAUGGUCUUUCCACGGUGUCUGGAGUACCCAGUGUAGAAGAUCGGCCCAGCACCUUGGGCCAGUCUCAGUCGGUCAUGACUCUACCCAGGAUGUCUCCCAAAGCUGACACCAAGAAGAGGAGGGCCCCAGCACCACCUGAAGCCCCAACACCUGUUAUGGGACACCCUUGCUUUGAGGUCUGUCAGAUGGGUCCUGGCUCAGAAAGCCAACAGAGGAAAAGAAAGGCUCCAGCCCCUCCACCAACCCCAGCUUCCAUCACCCCAGGCUCUGAUGAAACUUCAGCCUCUACUGCUCCCACUCCUGAUAGCCAUGCUACUGAAACACCUACCCCAGCCUUCCGCUCCAAGGUGGCACAGUCAGUUCCAGUCUCCUCUACCAUUGUGGUAAUGCAAACAGUAAAACCAGCCCCCUUGAAAACAGCAGUACAACCUGCCAUCCCAGCUACCAGCUCCCCAACCCCAAGCAGCAGCACCACUGACAGCCUAGCUGUCCAGGAUUCCAGCUCUGAACUCAGCCACAGCCUUGAUGACUCAGAUGCUGACCUAGACCAGGCUGGUUCCCAAUGCAGCAGCCUCUCCAGCAGCACAGUGAGCGGCUCUGUGCUGGUCCAGCCAGCACCAAAGAGCUUUAGUAGCAGGAUGGAGGAAUCACAGGAGUCUAGCAGCUUGGCUGCCAAAUUAAAUCAAGAGGUGAUCUCGGCCAGCAGCUCCAGGUCGGAGACUGAGUCGGCCCUCAAUCUGAAACUGGAUGAAGUUGAGAACAACAGACACAGCGCAAUGGGAACUGCUGAUCAACUAGCGCCGCCCAAACCUCGGCGUUCCCCGGCCCGGGAACCACCACAGCUUGUCCUGCCCCCUACCCUAUCAACUCCUCCCAUUGAGCCCACAGAAAGUAACUCCCCAGAGAGUCCCAUGCAAGUGGAGGAAGUAGCUCCCCAGUCCUGGCUCCACUCCAGCUCUGCAGCCAGAGGCCAGAAACCAGAAACUGAAACACCUGAGGCGGAAACUCUGUCGCUUGGCAGCAGCAGUGGUGGCAGCAGCCUGCCUGACCAGGGUUAUGCCGCUUCAGAGGGCAUGGGAGAGGGCGAGGACUCAGGCAUGGUCAGCUCUCCAUCUGACACCCAACCCACAUCGCCAGAUGGGAGUUUGUCUCUGGAUGGAAGUAGUGGAGGCAGAGGAGAGAGACUGCCAGGACCAGUACGGGACAAUUCCAGUGACAGUGAUGAGGGAUGUGCCACCUGGGGAUCAAGACAUAGGCACAAUGACAUCACAGCCCAGCUCCAUCAGACAUUGGCAGAUUUUGAGGCAGACCUUGCAGACCACAUAGAUAUUGUCUCAGCGAAGGAGACUCCCUAUACCAUGUCCACAGACAGUAAUGAGGUGCCAGUGUCUGUAGUGGACAUGGAUGUGCCAGUCACAGCCAUAGAUGAAGUACUAGAGGACUAUGAACGUAACAUUGUAGAAAAUGAGGCAAAGUCACUUAGGAGGACUGAGUCAGCUGGCAGCAAAGGUCCAGGUUUUUGUCAACAGUCCAGUACGGAGCCACAGAACAAAAACAACAAUGCUUGCACACCUGAGCAUAGCAAGUCAGCUGAGAACAAGUCUAUAGUUGAUAAGAAGGAAGAAAAGAUAAUAGAGAGAAAAAUUAAAGAGAUGAGUAUCACUGAAGCCAACAGUGUGAAAGAGGACGAACAAAGAAUAACAUCAGCAGUGAAAUCUAAUGUCGACAUGCAGAAACAGAGCAAGAGCACUGAGAUAAAACCUGUUCCUGCCAAAAGUAAUGCUCAAUCUUUUCAAGAGAAGAAACCUGUUGUACCACCAACCAAUCAGAAAUCAAUGUCUACAGAAAAAGCUGAAGAAAUGCAUAGAGUUUACCACAACAACUCAAGCUCUACUACUUUGAAUGGUAAAAUCACUCGCAAUGUCACAUCGCGCUUUGGUAUGAAAACUUUCACUGUGGUCCCUCCCAAACCUUCUGUCACACAUGCUGCUACAGGAGAUCCAGCUGUCGCAUUAAUUUCGGGCGCCAUUAAGAUUGAUGAUCAAGGAAACAUGGUGAAAGUGGGUAUCUCCCGGAACAGAGUUGGUGGUUCAUCAGAGUCAGGGAUUAAUUGCAGCGAGGGGUCUCCUCUUCUGGGAAAAGCCAAAUCUUUUUGGAGCUCAAAUGAGAGACAAGAGACUGUUGUGCCCCACAGCAAAGUUCAGAUUAAUAAGGCUAAGGAGAACAUGGAUGGUGCAAGAAGUACUCCCACUGUAAUUUCAGAAACUACACUGAAGACCAGUAACACUGAGAACAUGAAAGCAACACAAAGUACAUUGUUUACACCUGCAGAGAGAACCCGGCCUAAAGAGAAGGUUAAAGAAGAAGCUAAAGAGCCAGUGAAAGAUGUCCAUGUUGCAAAGGUGGAGCGGGUAGAGGUGGAAAGCAAGAUUUCAGUGUCCAAAAACAUUCAGCAGCCAAGUAAUAAACCUACUGUUCCUCCUCCACUCAUUCCAGACGAGAAAAGAGACCUGUCCUUCCUCAAACCAUCCAGGCGAACCUCAAGCCAAUAUGUGGCAUCUGCCAUCACUAAAAACACCCCAAAGACCCCAGCUAAACCGAACUCUAUCCAUAAUGUCCCUGACUCCUCUGCCUCUAUGAAAACACAGACUAUUGGCUUCCAGAGAUCGGGUCGGUCCAUACAAGUGAAUCCACACCAAUCCUCCCAGUCAUCUUUGUCAGAUAUUAAAGAGGAUGACUCUGCUUCCAAACUCAAUCCUUCUGGUACUAAGAGGUUUAUGAGCCACCCAGAGUUUGUGUCAGAUAGCCAGAGAGGUUCUGGAGAAGUGAAACCGAACAGGGGAGGAUUUGGAAGUUGUGUUGGAUUGGCCAAAGGAAGCUCUAAUACGCUGGAAACAGAAACAGCCAAGAACAAGCACAUUCAGUCUAGUGGCCCCACCCAGAUAAAUGUGGCCACCAAUAUUAAACAUAUUCGGCCCAGAAGCCCCAACCCUGCACAAAGCAGUCCUCAACUCUCAUCUGCCAAACCACCCACAGCCCCCAAGACCAUAUCCCAGGACCAGAGAAGUAACACAAGGGACAUGACUAAGACAGCCACCCACUUAACACCUGAUGCAAGACCACAACCUUCUGUCAAAGUGUCAGAUGGUGAUGAUGUUUCACAGCCGGUGACAUUGUUUGGGCCAGUUAAAAAGUUCAGACCAGUGAUCAGUAGAUCUGUGGAGAAAGAAACGUCUCUGCACAGCAGCCUGAUGGAGGCAAUCCAGAUGGGGGGGGGCAGGGAAAGACUCAAGAAGAUAUCCACUAAUGGUCUCAGCAGCAUGAAGAAUGCAUCUUAUGUUGAAGAGGAGAAUGAGAGGUCUGCUCUUCUGGCUGCCAUUAGAGGCCAAAACAACUCUGGCAGGCUGAAGAAGACCAAAUCUGAGGCUGCAGAUGAGCUUGAGAGGUUCAGGAAGGUGGCUUCUGAGGACGAGAGAAGUGCAGACGCCCCCUCUUCUUCCUCACAUCCCUCUUUGAAUUCCACCUCACCUUCUGUCUUGACCCCACCACCACCCCCACCACCAGCACCCAUGGUUGCCCCUCCACCUCCUCCCCCUGUAUUGCCUCAGGGUAAGCCUAGCAGUGUGGCACGUCCAAGUGCUAACACCCCCAUGAACCCUGCCUUAGCCAGGGAGGCUAUGCUGGAGGCCAUUCGCUCUGGAUCUGCUGCUGGGAGGCUAAAAAAGGUCGCUGUGCCCACAAAGACAGUACAAGUAAACGGGAGACUGGGAACAAUCCAGGCAACUUCCUCAGCAGUCCCUCAGCAAUAAGAGGGAAGCCCACACCACCGCAACCAGGAAAUUAUUUAUCAAAUUCUAUUCUGGUUUUUGCCAUUGUGCUUUUGCAACAGACGUUUGGAAAACUGGAUUGAGUCAUAUUUUGAGUGAAAGUUAUUUUAACUUCACGUCUCUCACUACCAGUCUGGGGCCUUACGUUUGAACUAUUUUUAAGGAACAGUAAAGCAGGGAGACUUGUUAUUUUCAUGUCAUUAUCUGAUAAAACAUUUUUUUAUAUAAAAGGACAAUGAUUUAAACAUUUCCUCUUGGAAGGGGAAUGUUACUCUGUUAUAGGCCAAACACCUGUAACCUAGUAAGGUGUAAUAGAUGAAAGGUUUGCAGUAAAUUCCAUCCAUAAUAUCAGAUCUCUCAGCUUCUAACAGUGGCUUGCUGGAAAAUAUUUGUGUCCAUCUUUAUAACAUAGUGUUGCUCCUAAACAUAUCUUGCCAUCUGUACUUGAAUUCAGUAGUUUUAACUGGAACAUUGUACAAAAUGUGUGCCAAUGAAAGCAAAUUUAAAUGGUUUAUGCUACUUUCAGAUUUUUUUUUUCUGAUCUUUUUUAUUUGCUUGUACUGCAGUAAGUCAUGGAUGCCUUAUACAGUUGCUCAGUGUUAUGUAUAUGAUGUUUGCUGUAAAAAUUCUUUAUGGGGUGCAAUAAGUUGGAUCUUAUGAUGUUUUCAGAUUUGGACUACUUAAUAUUUGUUUAACAAAUUAAUAUUAUUGAAAUCUAACAUCUCUCUCAUUUAAGAAAACAAUGGAUGGAUGAAUUGAGUAUGUUAUUUUACAUAGAUCUGGUCCAUGAUGCCAACUUCUACAGUUCUUUGCUCUGAGGAGUAAGAUGGUGAUGACUGACUAGUGCCUGUUAACUCAUUAUACUCCUGUUUUAGCUUGUAACCUUCAUUUGUGCUGCUGUUCAUAAUCUAAAGACAUGAUCAGUACUCUGCAGAAAUUUAGAUUUGUGCAGGUGUGAUAUGAUUUACCAUGCCUUGGUAUGUUUGAUAUAUUACAUAUAUCGAUGAACCUUUCCUUUCCUUGGCAUUUCAAUACUUUUGAAACACUGUUAUUGUUGUUUAUCGAUGGUGAAUGCCACAGCGAGCAAAGACAUUAGUUUAUUGAUCAACAAGUCACUACCAAUAUGUAAUGGCUCUAAACUACAAAAAGGCAGUUGUAGGAAAGCACUAGUUUAAGUUACAUAUCUAUGGCCUUGAUUUAGGCUAGUGUUAGUGUGUUUUUCUCUGCUCCUCUGUAGGGUUGUUUACGAUGUGGAGUAGCUAUCGUUGAUAGAAAGACUGUGGACCACUACCAUUAAAUGGUGUACUUACAGAUAAAGUAUGUUUAGAUCUGAGGAAAAACCUAGAGCAUCUAUAUUCAGGUGUAAAGGCUUGCUGCUGUGUAUUGUGAGAUAAAUCUGAGUAAAGGGAGUUGCAUUUAGUUUUAUAGAGAUUUAAUUUAUGCUCAGUUCCAACACUCAAAAAAUAUUUUUAACAUUGUAUGUUUUAUCCUGAGAGUGAAAACCUUAAGAUAUUUUCUGUUUCUUCUCUAAGUAGAACAAGUUAUUUCAUUUUGGCUAGAUGAUUUCAUCUACACACAAUAGCCUACAGCACAUUGUAGCAUUGUAUAUUUUGUAAUCUAAAGGAAGAUCAUCGCCGUGAUACAUUUUAUUUAAAUCUUUGAUAGAAAGCUAUUCCACUGAUAGCAUGAAAAUUUUAUAAGCUAUUGCUUUUUAAGUUGCACAUUGUUUUCCUUUUUUUUUUUUUUUUUGGGAAGGUUAUUUUUGUUUACCUAAUUUGAUCCAAUAAAUAAUUUUGUAAUCAAGACAAAACUGACUUGCUAUAUUUAUAAACGUUAUUUUUCUCUGCAAAUAGCAAAAUGUUAGACUGAACAGAUGGUAGGUUGAACCUUGCCCUGGAAAGCACCACUCUAAUGUGCCUGUGCCAUUCCCAGCACUGUGGUUGCCUGUACACUGUGGCCAUCCUGCUGUCCUCAUGAAAUAUAUUAUGACCUCUCUCUCUCUGUCACACCACAGAUGAGCUACUAUUCCGGGCAGCAGUUUGUCGCCCUGACUCAUCACUAUGUGGUCACAUGAAAUGACUCUCAGAGAACUUGAACCUAACCUGCAUUCCUGAUUGCUGAAACACCCGUCAUUGUGCCCCCAUGCCCUCCUCCCAGAAGCAGUGGAAUGAUGCAAAUAUCCGCAGUAGUUGCAACAUCAAAUGGAAAUACACAGUGUAGAGGUACAUAUUGACAAAUAGAUUGUAGAUGUGUGGUCAUUAUCUGUUUUAAACAAGUUGCAUAAGCUGGUCAGGCUCAUGCUGUGUCUAUUACUUUUGAAUUAUCUCAUUUGCUUGCAUGUGGCAUUGACAAAUACUGUUUCCCCUAAAAAAAAAAAAGUAUUUUAUAAGUGUGAGGGUGUCCCCUGGUAAAAACAUGAAUUGAUGUACCCUCAUGAUCUCGUUGUUGGGGACUUUACUGACCAGAUCAGGGUAAUUUUAAGUAAAUUGUUUCAGUGGUAUAAGUCACAGAGUGCAGUAGACAAGUAAUCUUGGCUGUGUUGGCCAGAGAGAGAGAGAGAGCUGUAAAUUCCUGCAGGGACCACAGGCUUUUUUGUGGGUCAAAAUUCAUGCUCACUCUACAGCCAUUCUAAUCUGCCUUACAAAUCUCUGAAGGGUGUGUAUGGGUGGGUGGAUGUCUCUGUGCGUGUGGGUGGGUGUGAAUGAUAUUUUUGUUAUGUACGUGCGUUUGAGCUUGUGCCUGUGUUGCGCAUCCAAACCAUGUUAACCAUCCCGCCAACAUAAACAACUUCUGAAUCAAGAAUUACCAGAAGAUCACACCACAUGAUACAACAGAAAUAAAUUCAGUUAGGUUUGGCUUUACUCUUGCCUUUACCAACCGUACUGGUUGGUUUGUGUUUGUUGCCAUAACAGUUUCAAAUCAAGGCCUUAGGCGGAGAAUGUCACCAUCCCAAUCAUCAUAUUGACUAAUAAAAUUCAGAUUUAUGUAACCAUGUAAUUUAGAUCACAUCAGACACUUUGUACUGGAUGUAUAGGUAACACAGAUAUGUUUCCUUUUUUCAAACUCAAUAAAUAAUGAGCUGUAAAUUUUAUGAAAAGUGUUGAGUUCCCUCUGUGGCAGCAUUUACUAAAAGCAUAUUCAUCCAUAGUCCU
Molecule: messenger RNA, 8047 nt
Organism: Lates calcarifer (barramundi perch)
Lineage: Eukaryota; Metazoa; Chordata; Actinopteri; Centropomidae
Gene: cobl
Product: cordon-bleu WH2 repeat protein
Exons: 19
Coding region: 201-4877 (1558 amino acids)
Biological process (GO): actin filament polymerization; actin filament network formation
Cellular component (GO): terminal web; axonal growth cone; plasma membrane
Molecular function (GO): actin monomer binding
Source: RefSeq, a predicted model, not a curated record